UUAUAAACUUUCUUUGGAAGUGAACCAGAGAUCACUACAUUCUUUCAUUUCGCUUUCAAGUAUAAAAUAUCAGACUGACAGCUUGUUUACAAGAAAUAAUAAAAUCAAAAAUGUACAAACGUAAUUUUCCGCAACUUCAAGUGAUGAUCGUUGAUAAACUUUCUAAGAUUUCUAUACGAAGGGUAUCAGCUGCCGACUGUAAUAUAACUCGAACUUGCUGGCCCAAGCCUGCUUAUGGUCCCGUGGACGUGCAGCGUACGAUACUGCUUAAUGGGAUGAAAGUGGCAGUAGCCAAACCUCUUGGAGGUCAGAUUGGUGCUUGCACAAUCAUGUAUCAGGCUGGUUCCCGAUAUGAAGUGGAUGAAUUCCUAGGCGCCAACCACUUUCUGCGUGCCGCAUCUAGUGCUUCCAGCUGUGCUUUCUCUGGUUUCAUGAAAAUGCGCUUCAUGUCCCAGUAUGGUGCUUCAAUUACCUGUUCUAGUGACAGACAAUCCAUAGCAUACACAUUGCGCUGUCCAGUCACUACUUUCUCAGAAAUGAAAUGUUUCCUGCUGGAUACGGUCAUUAGAUGCUGUUUCAAAGAAUGGGAGAUGGAAGACUUAAAACCAAUGAUCAGAGACGAUUUACAUCGCAUUCAUCCAGAGAAACGUGUGUUGGACUUGGCCCAAAAGGCUUGUUGGGGAGGACCUCUCAACAACUCUAUUUACUGCGAACCAUCGAGGAUAAACGGUAUGACAGGAGAAAUCCUCGACAACUAUGCCGAUUGGAACUACAAGUCCGACCAUUGUUCAGUGGCUAGUGUCGGUGUCCCAUUUGAAGAGACUAUAAAAAUGGCUGAAGCGAUCGAGCCCAGACGAAUAAAGCCAAACCCAAGAUGUAUCGAGCCAUCAUUCCCGAGACGAGGCUUUGAGUUAUACGACCUGGGCGCCUGCAGCGACACCUGGAUAUGUGUGGUUGUGCCCGGCUGUGGCACUAAAGACUUAACUUCUCUACUGAAGCACUCGAUAGUAGCACACGCUUGUGGGACAGGUAACAUGCAGGACGGGUCCCACGUUUUAGAUCGCACUCCAGAACUUCCCCUCGGACUCAUGGCGGGAAAUGAUGUCUAUACCUCAUUCAGAGCAUUCAACUUAUCGUAUUAUGAGACUGGAGUAUUCGGUAUAGUGGCAAGGACUCGUGCCCCAACGGCAUGGAAUGUAACAAAAGCAGCCGCAGAAUUUUUGAGUAAUGUCGGAUGUCUCAGCUAUAAACAAAUAGAAAUUGGUAAAAAGAGACUUAAAGUCAGUUUAGCAAUCCAUGACGACGACUGUGUGAGGGUGGCUGAGGGACUAGCGCUGCAGCUAGCCAGCGGUAAUAGAAUGGACACCGCGUUAGAGUCCAUGGCUAUGAUUGAUGGAAUCAGUAAUGAAGAUGUAUCAAGCACUGCAAUAGAUUUGUCUAAGAAAUAUCGAGAUAUGGCUCUUGCUGUUGUUGGUGAUAUUGGACGGGUACCUCACGACAGGGAGCUUAUUUGUGCAUGUUGAAUAAUAUCAUACAAUUUUGUUUUUACUUUUAGAAGAUAUAUUUUUUAUUUUUAAAUAAAUGAUAUCAGUCGUCAAAAUGAUAUCGUG
Spodoptera frugiperda (fall armyworm) is the source of this 1610-nucleotide messenger RNA. RefSeq names its product cytochrome b-c1 complex subunit 2, mitochondrial. The transcript is spliced from 8 exons. Bases 111 to 1523 code for a protein of 470 amino acids. The record is from RefSeq and is a predicted model, not a curated record. NCBI's taxonomy places the organism in Eukaryota, Metazoa, Arthropoda, Insecta, Lepidoptera, Noctuidae. Gene Ontology annotation, cellular component: mitochondrion. Gene Ontology annotation, molecular function: metal ion binding.